This is a messenger RNA of Cuscuta campestris, 2288 nucleotides long. The record is from the annotation of a GenBank genome assembly. NCBI's taxonomy places the organism in Eukaryota, Viridiplantae, Streptophyta, Magnoliopsida, Solanales, Convolvulaceae.
CCACACGGACCACACUCCCGCUUUAGGUUUAUGUGACAUAGAGCAUGCCCAGAUGCAUACUCAGGUUCAAGCACAAUCGGAAAGAUUACGGAGUAGAAUUUAGAAGCCGUGAAACCUCGUUGUAACUUGCAAGCCCUAACUUUCUGUGGCUUCUCAUCGUCAAGGUUCUAAUAGAAAGCCGUUGAAGUAGGUGAAAGGGGCAGGAAAAGUAGAAGAUGCCAGACUAUGAAGGCAAUGGAGAGGAUGUAGGCAACCGUAGAGACAAUUACGAAGCAUCUCCCCCGCCCAAAUCCACCGGCGUCUAUGGCGGCGCUGAGGAACACAUCGACUCCAAGUCCCAGCAUAGUUUACGGGACUAUGAGAAAGAACGAGAUUCAUCUAGAAGCAGGGACAAGGAAAGAGAUAAAGUGCGUGAUAGAGAUCGAGAUAGAAAUAGAAAUCAAGAGAGAGGGAGAGACAGGGAUAGGGAAAAGAUCAGUGAUCACCACUAUAGAGAACGCCACAAAGAUCGCAGUGAAAGAAGGGAGAGGGAGAGGGAGAGGACCAGAGAUAGAGACGAUGAUGGUAACUAUAGAGGCCGUGACAGAGACAGGCGACGAGAUUAUGGAAAAGAUAGAGAGGAUAGGCACAAACGUAGGUCCAGAUCUCCCUCCAAAGACAGAUCUAAGCAUAUAUCAAAUUCAAGAUCACCUACACACUCCAAAAGUAAAAGGGUCAGUGGUUUUGAUAUGGCACCUUCUGCUGCUACAAUGUUACCUGGUGUCACUGCUGCUCCAGGUCAGGUUCCUGGAACCAGCCCAGCUGUUCCUGGAAUGUUUUCUAACAUGUUUCCCAUGGCACCAGGACAGUUUGGGGCACUUUCUAUGAUGCCUGUUCAGGCAAUGACUCAGCAGGCUACCAGACACGCACGUCGAGUUUAUGUUGGUGGACUUCCUCCUAAUGCAAAUGAGCAGUCGAUUGCAACCUUCUUCAGUCAUGUUAUGUCUGCAAUUGGAGGAAACAGUGCUGGUCCUGGAGAUGCUGUUGUCAAUGUUUAUAUAAAUCAUGAGAAGAAGUUUGCUUUCGUUGAAAUGAGAUCUGUUGAAGAAGCCAGCAAUGCCAUGGCCUUGGAUGGCAUUAUUUUUGAGGGUGGACCUGUUAAGAUCAGAAGACCCAGUGAUUACAAUCCCUCACUGGCAGCCUCUCUUGGUCCCAGCCAACCGAGCUCUAAUCUCAAUCUUGCGGCUGUUGGAUUAGCACCGGGUUCUGCUGGCGGGCUUGAAGGCCCUGACCGUAUUUUUGUUGGUGGUCUCCCUUAUUAUUUCACGGAGGCACAGAUCAGGGAAUUGCUGGAGUCUUUUGGCCCACUUCGAGGAUUUGACCUGGUGAAAGAUAGAGAAACUGGAAACUCAAAAGGCUAUGCUUUUUGUGUUUACAACGAUGUUUCAGUUACUGAUGUUGCUUGUGCUGCACUUAACGGGAUUAAAAUGGGUGACAAAACUCUCACCGUUAGACGUGCUAACCAAGGUGCUACACAGUCUAAACCUGAGCAAGAGAGUGUCUUGCUGCAUGCACAACAACAGAUUGCCUUGCAGAGGUUUAUGCUACAACCCGGAACACUAUCUACGAGGGUUUUGUGCCUGAUUCAGAUGGUAGAUGAAAAUGAGCUCAAAGAAGAUGAAGAUUAUAAAGAUAUAUUCGAAGACAUUAAUAUGGAAUGUGGGAAGUUUGGUAAUUUGGUCAAUGUUGUUAUUCCCCGCCCAAACCCAAAUGGUAACCCUACACCAGGAGUUGGAAAGGUGUUUUUGGAGUAUGCAGAUGUUGACAGUGCGACAAAUGCUCGCCAAAGACUGAACGGCAGGAAAUUUGGUGGCAAUGAAGUGGUGGCCAUCUUCUAUCCAGAGAACAAGUUCUCUCAGGGAGAGUAUGAUGGCUAGUUUUGAACUAAGUUGGGGGUGGUUACCGCCGGGUAGUCCCACACUACUACUAUUUGCCAGAGGAACCCCCCCUAAUAUCUCGUGCUUUAUUAUAUUUUUUAUAUUUCUGAUCUCUGCAUUCAUUUAAAUCAUGGAGGAAAGAUGAUUUCACCUCCAAAUCCCAGGGCUUAUCUUCCCGUGCAUUACUUUUCAUCUCACUGAUGUGAUCUUAUGUAUUGUAUAAUAUGAAAUCUAUAGUAAUGGAUUGCAUUUGAAAUGGCUUCCAAAGCCUAAAAAUUUCAAAACUUGCACUUUACAACUUUUACACUCCCUCACUUCAUAUUUUAUUGUUCAUUCAUUUUGGACUGCCCAGAAUCAAUUAUUCACUAUUUA